Acipenser ruthenus (sterlet) is the source of this 7619-nucleotide messenger RNA. RefSeq names its product delta-type opioid receptor-like. Gene Ontology annotation, molecular function: G protein-coupled enkephalin receptor activity; neuropeptide binding. Bases 683 to 1810 code for a protein of 375 amino acids. NCBI's taxonomy places the organism in Eukaryota, Metazoa, Chordata, Actinopteri, Acipenseriformes, Acipenseridae. Gene Ontology annotation, cellular component: neuron projection; membrane. The transcript is spliced from 3 exons. The record is from RefSeq and is a predicted model, not a curated record. Gene Ontology annotation, biological process: neuropeptide signaling pathway; G protein-coupled opioid receptor signaling pathway.
AGCCAACCUCGGUACAAUAAUUAGAAGCGCUUUGUAAUGGUCAAUCCCAAAGAAGGUCUUUGUUUAACCGUAAUAGGUGGGUUCUUAAUUCAUCAUUUAGGCAGCUCUGGAUGAUUUUUUAAGAUAGACCAAGGGAAUAGAAGUAAUUACUUUUUUGUGCCGCUUGACUGACAAAUAUUUUUUUGAUUUCCAGCCAACUGCGCGACUUUGACGUCGAUAGGGCUGUCGGGUUUUAUAAGAAAUCACCAGAGGAUGCGAAGCUGAACAUAUACCCGAUCUCAGCCAGAGUAAGUUACAGCACACUCUUACGCCUCGGCUUUUUAGGCAAGAGAGGAGCACAGCUGUGAUUCCCACCACCACGACUGGAUCCUGACAUACAGCUUAUUCUGCUACCUGCUAUUUUACAAGACCAGCGGGGUUUGACAACAAGAACCCGAAGCUUAAACAGAGAGACGAAGCUUAUCUGCUCUGGUGACACGUCCAGGCAUUCGAUCUUAGCGCUUGUAAAACGCGAGCUGAAUAUUUCUAAUUACCCCUCGUGCAGUUGUAAAUGUGCGUUUAGGCGCUCCAAUCUAGACUCUGACUUUUGCUUCGACUGGUAUCAUACACACCUGUAACUGCGAGGAUUUUUUUUUUUUUUUUUUAAUAUAAUUGAACAGACGAACACUGAGGCAAUUGAAAUAUGGAGCUGUCCACUACCGCGGGUGCUGAUUAUACCGAUCUCUACUCGUUUUUACCUUUCAACAGUUCCUUUCAAGAAUACCCGAGCGAGCUACUGUCCAACAGAAGCCUCAACGGCACUGCGCGGAUCCCCGUGAAUACUCUCACGAAUAUUAUCAUUGCCAUCUCUAUCACAGCGCUCUAUUCUGUGGUCUGCGUGGUGGGACUUUUAGGAAACCUCCUUGUAAUGUAUGGGAUUGUCAGAUACACCAAAAUGAAGACAGCCACUAACAUCUACAUCUUCAACCUGGCCCUGGCAGAUGCGCUGUCCACCAGCACUCUGCCCUUUCAAAGCGCCAAGUACCUCCUGGACACCUGGCCAUUCGGGGAGCUGAUCUGCAAGAUUGUCCUCUCCAUCGACUACUACAACAUGUUCACCAGCAUCUUCACCCUGACCAUGAUGAGUGUGGACCGUUACAUCGCUGUGUGCCACCCAAUCAGGGCACUCGAUUUCCGCACCCCAAUGAAGGCAAAAGUUAUCAACGUCUGCAUAUGGAUCCUCUCCUCUGUAAUCGGUGUGCCCAUCAUGAUCAUGGCUGUGACAAAAACUACAGAUAAAGGUAACAUCAUAUGCAUGCUGGAAUUCCCUGACCCUGGCUGGUACUGGGACACAGUAACCAAGAUCUGUGUGUUCAUUUUUGCCUUUGUGGGGCCUGUGCUGGUCAUCACCAUCUGCUAUGGGCUCAUGAUCCUGCGGCUGAAGAGCGUGCGUCUGCUGUCUGGCUCCAAAGAGAAGGACAGGACCCUGCGACGGAUCACCCGCAUGGUGCUAGUGGUGGUGGCUGUCUUCAUCAUCUGCUGGACGCCCAUCCACAUCUUUGUCAUCGUGAAAACCCUGGUGGAUAUCGACAAGAAAAACCCCUUUGUCAUAGCAAGCUGGCACCUUUGCAUCGCUUUGGGCUACACCAACAGCAGCCUCAAUCCUGUCCUCUAUGCCUUUCUGGAUGAGAACUUCAAGAGAUGUUUCCGUGAUGUCUGCCUUCCCUUUCGCUCCAAGAUGGAGCAGCACAGUUUCACCAGGGCAAAGAAUGCCACCCGGGAACCUGUUUCCGUCUGUGCACCUUCAGAAAUGGGGAAGAAACCAGUAUGACUAGACAUGGAUAGUAAGCUGUAUGGAUCCCGUUCUAGGAGAACCCAACAAGACCUUCAGUCAGAGGUCACACAAAUCUCCACUACAGAGUUAUAACCAUCAAGACAGUCCAUAAUGUCUUUUUUUUCCUGAAAUGCUUGUUAACUUUUUUUUGUAAAAGCUUUAUGAAAUUUUUUUUUUUUUGCUAAUUUUUUUUACAAAACAUCUCUCCCAUACAUCUUGACAUGACAAUACAUGACAAUACAUAACAAAUCUUCUAAAGUUUCAACAUACUGCAUCUAAGAAAAAAAUAUAUAUAUAUAUUGGAAGACGCCCUAUUACUGGAUAACGACUUUAAACUUUUAUAUUACAGACUGUUUUAAAACUGACAAAUGAAGACCGGUGGCCAUUAGCACUUCUGCUAGGUUGACAGGGUAAGAGUAAAAUAAUACAUAUUUGCAUUGAAAGAAGCACCAAUCAUCACAAUUUAUGAUGCUUUAUAGAACAAUUGCCACACUUUGAGGCCGUUAAGGUGGACUUUCAGAACUUGAACAAGUCUACAGCACCUUAAGCAUAUUAAUACAUUUAAAUAUCUUUCUUAAUGGGCCCACAAGUGGCUCACCUGAUAGAAGUGCAGCCCUGUGGUGCGCAGGGUGAGUCAUACAGCGAAGGUUCGUGUCCUGGCUGUGCGAAGUAUGCUGGUCUUCACUGGGGACUCCAAAGGGAGCGUCGCAUUGGCUGUGGCGCUCCUGUGGGUUAGGGAGGUAAAACCGACAGGGAACCCUGCUGGCCAGGCACCCAGUGAGCUCAGAGCGGACACCUGCAGGGCUGGCCUGGUCAGUAGCUCGUUGACAUCCGCUCUCGAGUUCCUGGGUGAAAAAGGAAGCUGGCUUGGUCUUGGGAUUGGAAGAUGCCCACUGAAUCUUUGUGUCUCCUGAACCAUGUGGGGAAAAGUGAUUGGGCAUUCCAAAUUCAGAGAAAAUAUAUAUACACAUAAAUACAUACUGUAUAUAUCUUUCUUAACCACAAACAUUUAAAGAAUCACUGCACAAUUUAGUGAGCUCUGUGUGUUUGUGCCCAUUGACUUUUCCAAGGAAAGAGACAUAUGGAGAGCAGAAUUACAUACUACACAGGACAACAAUGUCUCAAAAGUUAUACCCCCAAUGACUACACACUACACAUAUCAUAACUAAAAAGUUGAAAGAAGGCACCAUACGGUAUUUUAGGAGAAAGUUUUCUUUUAUUUUCUGAAGAAAACUGCUCUGCCCAUCAUCCCCACUAAAACCUAGAUCUUCACUUAAAAACAUCAGCAUGGACAGAGGCUUCUACCAUUGCAUAAUCAAAAACAGAAGAGCAGCAUCACAGAAUUGUCAUGAAUGUGAUUGUACAGCGCUAAAUAUUGACAUCAAUAUAAAGCAGUAGGAAGCUACAAGAUAAUCCUGGCAUACUGUGCACAUCUAGGCAUUAUCUAAUAUAAGCAUAGUGCCUCUAUUGUUUCAGUUAAUACAGAGACAAGACUGCAGGCAUUCAUGUCAAGAAAAUUAAAACCUUGAACUUCAUUUAUAAAACUCAAGUAUCUACACUACUGUACAUUUUAAGAUUGACAUCAUGUCAGUUGGUUUGAUUAUGCUCUGUGGUAUCUUUUCCGAAAGUCCUUUAAAUACUAAGUGAUAGGGUCACUGUGUAGCUUUAAGCAGUAGCCAAUGGGUUACCCAUAUUUUGGUACAUUUAAAUAAGUAUUGCUGGAAAAGCCAAGUGAAGUUAAACUGUAGUUAUUGGGCACUCUUACAGUGAAAAAACACAUUGUAAUGAUACACUGUACUAGUGUUAUGCCUGUAUUAUAUAUAAGUACAGACUACAUCACAACUGCUUUCAGGAUCACCUAUCCACCCAUGUAGUCCAGUAACAAGUGCUCUGGGAAUGUCCUAUGACUUUAAUUAAUCUGUCAACUGAUAGGAAUAAAGACGCACAUUUUUAACGGUUUCUAUGCCUGCCUGUUGGUUUGCUUACAUACGCUACCCUGUAACGCAAACAACAGCGAAUUUUAUCUCUAUGACAAUUUGAACCUGUUUCCGUACUUAGAAAUACAGUAACAAGUUAGAACGUACUGUGGCUCGCCAUCUUGGGUGCUCACAGCCAGCAAUUUCAAACCUGGCGAGACAGUAUAACCAGACACACUCUGUCAAUGACAGGCCAAGAACUGGGAGACCAAGAGUCACAACACCUGCUCAAGAUCGACAGAUCAUUUUGCAGCAUCUUCGUGAUGUCAAUUGUUAAUCAGCACAAUAAAACGUCACUGCACCUGCGCUAAAACAGAGUUUGUCAUUUUUCAAGCACAUCUAGUGAAUUUUAUCCAAAUAUAAGUGAUAAGUUUCUUUUGAUGCUCAAAUAUAAGUGAUUCCAGGAAAUGUGUUACUGCUUCACUUCCUCUAGGUCAUUUCACCUAAGCAUGUGUGUAUUUAAUGAAUGGGUGUGUUAUGCAUGAAAAAUAGAUGGAAUUCUUUUGUUAGCUACAAUUACUUAAACUUAAGUCUGACUCUUAAAACUAAUUUAAACGCUGAUAUUAAAAAAAAAUAAACUAUAACCUAACAAUAGGGGGUUGAACAUUUUCACAUCUAGUAGUAAGGAGUACACAAAAUCCUCCAGUAAUAAACAGAUAAGGUGGAACAAAAACUCGACCAUAAAGGAAAAGUUAUUUGUACAUUCACAUUCAUGACAAUCCUUUGAUGUUGCUCUUCUGUUUUUGAUUCUUCAGUGGUAGAAGCUUCUAUCCAUGCCAAUGUUUUUAAGUGAAGAUCAAUCCCUGUAUUUCUGAUGGGGGUAACCUUGCUUCCUCAUGCUGGUCAUCUGGUACAGCAAAUGUCAAACACUGCUUUGUCAUUAAAACUGCAAUAUUACUAAGCAAGCACAUCCAUAUCAUUGAGGUACAUGCACCAGUUCUUGCAGGGCAAGUAUAUAAAGGAAAAUAUAAAAUCUAAUAAGAUAUACAAGUCUGCACAAAGCAAGUCUUGGUUGUUUAAAAAUGGACAACAUAGUUGAAUUCCCUAAACAAUUAUUCGUAGUUAACAAACUGGAGACAUUAUUAUGUUUAAUACUGGCAAUCAGGUCCAAGCCUGGGGUGGGCAGUACUAGAACCUUCUCUGUCAGUUAACUGAUCCACCUGCUAGACUGUGACUAAGAGCAGCCAGGCAUUCAGUCUGUCAAUAUGGCUCUGAAGCUGCUUGGUAAAAGGCAAACUUUUGAUUAGCAGUUAGUUUGUCAAACACAAAACCACCCCCACGACACACAUUUCUUCACCCUCUCUCACAUGGGGCAAAGAAAAACAGUUAUUUUCUGAUUCUGGAUAUGAAUUAAUUUGCUGCAUUUCUUUAAAGUAGAAAAGGUAAAAUGAUCAAAUUAAUACAAAUACACCUUUUUCAUAUUUAGCACAUGUAGAUGGACAACUGUUUUAAUAAAGUGUCUUCUGAUAUCUUACAAGACCAAUGGAAAAAAACAGCGUCUUAUUCUUUCUAAAACGCUGAAAAGACAACUUUGACUAGAUUCUCAAAGCUCUUUACUCCAAUUGGCCUUUAGCCCACUUUUUUUAAAAAAUACACCUGAUAUAGUUACCAAACCAAAACUGAAGAACUCAGACAUUGAAAUUAUAGGUUUGUUAACAGGUAAAAAGAUUUUUUUUUUUUUCUAGUAAAAAAAUGUAUAGGUUUCUAUAGAUUUAAAAAAAAUCUCCUAAAGAUAUUUCUAUAGAUUUUGUAGAAAUCUGUAGGAAUGUCUAUAUUUUUCCAUAAAAAUCUAUAUGCGUUUCUACUAAACAGAAAUGUAUUUUAUUAUCAUACAUUCAUAUUGGCAGAAAGACAACACCAGGUAAAAUACAAUUAAACUAUCCUGAGAUAGACUUGGUUGUGAGUCAUCUUGCUAACAUUAAGCUUCCAGCUGCCUGCCAUGCAAGGUAAACCCACAGCUGUUCCUUCUAGGGAGCAUUUAAUCAUGAGCUGUAAAUGGCGACUACCAGACAAUUGGCAUUUACAUAAAAUGUAAAUAUAAUAACUAUUUGUAAAUAUCUAGAUUUCAAUAGGAUUGAUUUAUACACAUUAUACAUAUAUUUGGCACCUGUAGGUUUCUUUAAAUAUCUCGGUUUCACUGGAUUUUUUAAAUAAGGAAUUCUAUUGCAAUGUAGUUUCUAGAAAUGUAAUUGUUUUCUACAUGUGUCUAUAAGCUUCUAUAGAUUAGAGCUGCAUCCCUCUAGAUGCCUGCUCUUUCAAGCCCUCCCUCAUGCAUACAGCUCCCUUGUUAAUUUACAGCACACCCUUCCCUGUUCAGCAAUUUACUCCAGUAUUAUUAUUAUUAUUAUUAUUAUUAUUAUUAUUAUUAUUAUUAUUAUUAUUAAAUCAAUGUAAAUAUUUAAAAAAAUACUUUAAAUACAUUUUGUUAUCAGAACCCCAGAACACACACACACACACACACACACAGGUGCAGUAGUGCCUUAAAAAGAAGGUUAGUUGCUCCUGCCUCCAGGUUUUCAUCGAUUGCGCUUAAAAAUGUAAUGUUAAUUUGAAGCUACUUACCAUUUAAAGCAGGGAGCAGGAUCAAACAGAUGCCAACUUCACAUAUUCACUUGAUCUUAAAGAAGGAUGACUGUUGUAAAGCAACGGAAUACAUGACAGCAAUGCACCUGAAAACAACGAUUACAACAUUAUAAUGCAUUGAAAAACCUCAACUUUUAAACCCUGAACUUAUUAACUGAACAAUCACUGGAACAUAGCUCUUGAAAACACUACUGGGGCUCCUGGCUGCUUCAAAAGAUGUGAACAGCAUGCCUGUUUUUUCGUUUGAACACAUACAUGGCUUAUCAACCUGACUUCUUAGCCUAAUGAAAUGCCUUGUGUACAGAAUAUGAAUGUACAGUUAAUUUAAUAUCACUUCAAAAUGACUGAGACCAAAUAAGUGGAGUUGAGUGGAUAAGUGGAUUAUCAAGUGUUCACCAAUAAUCCUGGAAAAAUAAGCAUUAAAACUUGGACGAUACAACAAAGAAACAAAAUACUGUGUUAUAGUGUAGAGCACAAAUCAAAGGAUCUUAGCACGCCGAGAGUACUGUAUUCAGUUUUGGUCUCCAUAGACUGAUCCCUGGGCUUAAAGGAAUGAGCUAUCAAGAUUUAAUUAGCCUAGAAUAAAGGAAGAUUAGGGGGGAAUUAUUUUAAAAUAUUAAAAGCAGUAAACAAAGUUAACCCCUGCCAAUACUUUUAACCACAGCACACACACACACAAAAAAACUAGGACCAGAGGACAUUCAACAUCACCACCUAUCUGUUUUUAUUCAAGUUUGCUAGCAAUCACAAUUCUGAUGACUCUGCAAUGUUGUGGAUGUCUUGUCUGUCAGGAACCUCUGACAAACAAUUCCUCAGACCUUUUGCAAAGCCCUCAGCUUUUUACUGUGACAUCAGAAACAUUAAAGUCACGCUGAAAGAAUGGGUCCUGUUUUCAAUCUCCUUUUUCUGGUUACAUAUUCUUUCUAGUAUGGACACUGAGAUUAUUUUAUCUAGGCUUAUAUAUUUGAUGUUUGUACACUGUUGGGUUUUUAUCUCUGCUUUUAUUUGCUGUUUUGAUAAAUGGAGUAGGUUCAUUUUUGUGAAAUAAAUAUGAAAUGUAUUUGUAUAUACAGUACAUUAAGUUACCACAGCGAUACUAAAUACACAUGAGGUUGUUCAUUUUGUUGUGCCAAGUGUUCUUGAGCAGCAUUUACUGUCAAGUGCUGCCUUCUCAUUUCUGAAGCUCCAGACUUGCUGUACUUGUAUAUAUAAGUUAUAUAUUGUUGAUGAAAUAAAGAUAUACAUUG